AAAUAAAAUAAUCGUUGGCGGCUUUGUUGAUGGAUCUCUAAUCUAAUUAUAUCAUUUGUUCUUGAUUAGAGCAAUGUAUUAAAAAAUGAUAUUAAACUCAUUUUUAUAUAUAUACUAAUAAAUUUGUGCUCUAUGUUCUGUUCUUUGUUCGCUGUCCAUACAUUUUCCUUUUUUAUUUCUCUCACUUAAUUCGUCUUGGUCGAGUCUUCUUCCUCCAACCAAGCACAUACAGAGAGGGGCAAUACUAAAAAUCAGUUCAAUUUUUGUUUUAUAUAUAUAAAUAUUUUUUUUUAUUUUUAUAGAACGGUUGACAUUUUUUCUGUCUGCUAAUUCCAAUCGGCGGCCUAAUCUCAGUCCUAUAAUUCGGAGUCUCAUAAAUUUCCGGCAGAUUUCACGCGACAAAAGAUGAUUCUCAACUACAUCGCGGGCUUUUGAUCAACUCCGAGUCAGUGCUCUCGAUCUGCUGAGUUCCUAAAUCGUCUCCAAAAUCUGUCGGCGGCAAUUUAAGGAGAACAAUUUGAUUUUGGCUUUGGAUUUUGUUUUAGUGUUGUAAGAGAAUUGACUUAAGGAUGAUGCGAAUGAGGACUAUGAAUGACUCUGUCCGGCCACCGCCAGUCAAUGGCGGCAGCAGCCGUGAGAAGGAGUGGGAGCUUCGGCCAGGUGGGAUGUUAGUCCAGACACGAACAGAAACGGACCAAAACCGGGUCCCACCACCAACUAUUCGGGUCCGGGUCAAAUAUGGAUCGAUCUAUCACGAAAUCCGGAUCAGCUCACAAGCAACAUUCGGGGAAUUGAAGAAGAUGUUAUCCGGCCCGACGGGCCUGCACCACCAGGAUCAGAAGCUGUUCUUUAAAGACAAAGAGAGGGAUUCGAAAGCAUUCCUUGAUACAUCAGGUGUCAAGGACAAAUCUAAAAUCGUGCUGCAAGAAGAUCCUAUUAGCCAAGAAAAGCGUUAUUUGGAAAUGAGGAAAAGUGCUAAAAUGGAAAAGACUGCGAAAUCUGUAUCAGAAAUCAGCUUGGAAGUCGAUAGGCUAGCCGGACAGGUAUCGGCACUUGAAUCCGUUAUUUCCAAGGGUGCGAAAGUGGCGGAGAAGGAUAUCGUGAACCUCAUCGAGCUCUUAAUGAAUCAACUGCUUAAAUUGGACGGCAUCAUUGCCGAUGGUGACGUCAAAUUACAAAGGAAAAUGCAGGUGAGAAGAGUGCAGAAGUUAGUCGAGACUCUCGACGUGCUAAAGAUUAAAAACUCGGUGCCCCACACAAGCAACGGAAAAGAUGAGCCUCACAAGCAAAGGAGGUUUUCGAAUGCUGACGUGUCGUCCCCUGUUGACUCUCAAGGCCGGGUCUCGUUUGGGCACUCGUUAAUUGACUCUCCAGUCGAGCAGCAGCCAGCUCGACACUCAGCAGGUGGCUCGGUUGUUAUAACUACUCAAUGGGAGACAUUCGACUCGGCCGUAGGUGGGCCCUCGACUUCGGCUGGGUCGACUCGAGUGGCUCAACCGAGUUUCCCUUGGGAUUUGCUUUGAAUUAGGUGAAAAUAUAGACCAAAGGUUAUAUAUGUACCCUAGUGUGGAUUUUUCAUUUGGCAUUUUGGAUUUGUUGUUUUUGUUUCUCUUUGGGUUUGGUUUGGUUUGGUUUGGUAUCUAUUAUUGUCCAUUCUUUUCUGUAUUUAGAGUUUUGUUAGCAUCCCCUUCCUUUUUCUGUUUGUUUUUAUAUUGUCAUUUACUAUUGAAAUAAAUGGAGGCUGCUACUUUUAUAUUAGAUGACUGGUGCUGCCUUCAUGUUGUUGGACAAAUUGAACUUGUAAUGUCUCAACUAUUCAUAUACCUAUUAGAAAUUCGUAUCUAAACAUUUUCUUCCUAAUGUAUAUAUUUUCGUACUGAAA
Messenger RNA from Striga asiatica, 1882 nucleotides. NCBI's taxonomy places the organism in Eukaryota, Viridiplantae, Streptophyta, Magnoliopsida, Lamiales, Orobanchaceae. The record is from the annotation of a GenBank genome assembly.